UGGGAGGUCUGUCGGUGUAACAGCGGUGUGGUGGAUUCAGUGUGAAGUGUUUUUUUUACUUCAACUGUCUUUAGUUCAACACUUUACUCUGUGUGAGCUGAAUAAAGUUGUGAGGAGAAGCGCGCAACUUUUGGAUCAAACUCCUCUUUUUGGAUAGAAAGCUUUAUUACGCGCGUCUCCAAAAACAACUCGCAGCUCUUUAACUUUACUUUCCUGCCUGCUACGAUGGCAGAGGACAACAACGUGUUGCCUGAUUUGAAGGAUAUAGAGACAAAGUUGGGUCUUAAAGUCCCGGAGAGUCUCAUUCGGUCUCUGGCUGGAGGAAAGCAUCAAGACAAGCAGGACAAGUCCACAGCAGCAGCAGCAGGAACAGCGCAUUUAGGGAACUGCAAACGGUAUGCCAAGAAUGCGGACUUGACAAGACUGGAGAGCAAGAUGCUAUUCCUAAAACAAGAAAUGGCACAUCUACGAGCCAUCGACGUGAAGCUGAUGCAGCAGCUCAUGUCAAUCAACGAGGGCAUCGAGUCCAUCCGCUGGAUGAUGGAAGACAAAGGAGGCGUGGCCAGCCAAGAGGGCAGCCUGACGGGCAGCUUGUACAGCCUGUCGGACAGCCAGGACGGUACCUCGCUGCGAGGCAGCUUCAACAGCUUGAAUGACGCCAACAGCGACGGGCUGGACGGUCUGUCGGUGGGUAGCUACUUGGACACUCUGGAGGACCUCCCGGACCACCCCUCGCCUACGGAUCUUGACUGUUUUGUGGAUAAAACGGUUAUCGAUGGCGAAGCUUUCAGCAAAUCGCCACUGAAACUCAGGGUGGAAUCAGAUGAAUACUACUGCUUUGGAUAAUGAUAAGCUUAAAACAGUGGUUACAGAGACUACUGAGAUGUUCUGCGAAGAAAGAUUUAAAAAUGUGUUCUCUUCACUUGUCAGAAUAUUUUCCCCACAUGCUUCACAUUUUUCUUAUUAUAGCAACAGCCAAAGUGUUGGUAAGACUUGUUACUUUUCACCUUGAAACCAGCUUCCUCCACCUCAUCAAACCAUUGCCACUUAAUGUCACAAAUGCAAGUGAAAACAUCAUAACAGUUCUUUAUGUCUUAAUAUUUUAUCAUGCAGGUCAAUUAUAUUAAAAGGGUGCUCUUAUAUGAUUUAAAGAUUUUAUUUAUUGUGGAGUUAUCCAAUACCUCAGCAGUUUUAUUAGCAUUUUAAAAUUACUGAAGAUGGGGUGAAUAAAAGUAGCAACAUGAGCUGAACUGCAAAUUUCCUUCUUUAUAUGUGGAAAAUUCCACGUUGUGUUGGGUCAACCACAAUCAGCUGAUCUAAGUGAAGGAGUAGAUUAGGAUUUAGCAGCCAUUUGGAAAAUUGGACAUUUCAUGCUGAGUGAUUCAAGUGGGUAAACUAUUUAAAGUGCUAAGUUUAAGUGUUACAGCAAGUGCAAUUUGCUUCCAUGCCAAAUUCUGAGCACCACUUACUAUUAAGCUUUUUAAUUAUUUUUUGCUUAAAUGUUUUGACUGGUGGAAGUUCCUCAGAUAUAAGAGUAGAAUUUACAUGUACACUCAAGAGAUUAGUAGCACGUUCAAAGCACAGAUGCUUGACUGAAAACCAAAAGCAAUUUGAUUGUCUUUAUAGAUAAUUUAGGCCUGAGGUGAAACCCUGUUAGCACCAGAUGGAAGACGUUGUUGAUGGUGGACAUAUGGGAAACACAUGUUUGCUUUGUGGGCACAUUUUAAUUCUCUGUGGUCAAAACAAAAGGUUUGUCGUUUUAGCUUUAAACUCGUUAUGUUGAUUUGUUUGACGUUUGUAUUUUACGCUGUCUGCAUUUGAAAGAAAAACAUGUUUUUAUUGAUUGCUGUUAAUUUUGUUGUGGAAAUGAAAUAAUAUAUUGUGAUUUUUCUCCUGCU
Sebastes umbrosus (honeycomb rockfish) is the source of this 1898-nucleotide messenger RNA. RefSeq names its product leucine rich adaptor protein 1-like. NCBI's taxonomy places the organism in Eukaryota, Metazoa, Chordata, Actinopteri, Perciformes, Sebastidae. The transcript is spliced from 2 exons. The record is from RefSeq and is a predicted model, not a curated record. Bases 226 to 846 code for a protein of 206 amino acids. Gene Ontology annotation, biological process: positive regulation of canonical NF-kappaB signal transduction.